Molecule: messenger RNA, 1839 nt
Organism: Plasmodium knowlesi strain H
Lineage: Eukaryota; Apicomplexa; Aconoidasida; Haemosporida; Plasmodiidae
Product: conserved Plasmodium protein, unknown function
Exons: 1
Coding region: 1-1839 (612 amino acids)
Source: RefSeq, a predicted model, not a curated record
AUGAUGCAGUUUGUAGAGGAUACGAGCUUCUUCAAGGGCGACAGCGAGAACAACGUUAGUAACCUCACUAACGACGGAAGGGAUAGUGGGAAGGAACACACAGAUGUGCAUGUCUACACAAGCAGCAGGAUGAUGGAGACACCACUUUCCAAUGGAAAGACGAUACAACAGGUAUACAGCCACGCGAAGUACGUGCAGGGAAAAGACAAAUCUGUUGGAUCCUUAUGUACAGAAAACACAGAUAUGCUGUUUGAAGAUGGAAGGGGACACAUGAUGAGUAGUCCAGAGAGGGGUGCGAAUACAGGAGGCGUUGCAGAAAGUCGGGGGGAGGAUAUCUUGCUAAGUCUACUGAGGAUGAAGGAUUUAGUAGCGGAUCACAUCUUACAGAAGAGAAAAAAUGAAAAAUGGUAUGAAGACCAGAUAAAGCAAGCGAAGAAUUAUUUGAAAAGAAAAAUGGAAUCGAAGAUCAACGAGGAUUUCAUAGAAAUAUUCCCCUGUGUAUCGGAGUACAAUGGAUAUUCUCAACUACUUAAUGCAGGAUUAACAUUUACCCAUGUAAAUGUAGUAUGUGGAGUAAUGAUUCAUACGUUUAAAUGUUUGCAUCAUGAUGAGUGCAUCGGUGAAGCUUAUGUAUUGACAGGAGAUAAAUCACUAUACAAGGGAAUUCUGGUGAAGGGUCACCUGUGCAUAGCAAAGAAGGAACCCAUGUUGCAACAAAUUAAUUCUGUGGCCAAACGUUACCAGUGGACAUUCUUCGAUAACUGCUAUAGUGUACGUUCUGGAAGGAACAGAGCCAUUGCCAUGGGGUAUAGGUAUUUGAACUCUAGCACAAGUGCAAAGAGAUAUGUUCGGAACUUCAUUUGUAGCAUGAAGAAGAGGUGCAUGAGUCGGCUCAGGGUAGUAAAUUACAUAGGCACGAAGAACACGUGGAUCGAGUUUAACUCCACUUACCAUGAAAAAAAUUGCCUCUUCUAUAGACCUUGGGAAUGGGAGAGCGAGGAUAAUACGACGCGGAAUAUUAGGGGGAAUGGGAACAGUCUCUCCAUUCAUAGCAAAGGAAAAAGUGGCACCCGUGAUGCAGGCAUACAUCGACCUUCUCAUAUAACAAGACAAAAACAGAGAGUCUUCUAUAACCAUUCAGUAAUUCCUACCAAUGGGAAGAGCUUCCUCCAGGGGAAUUUACGAAGUAGUGGCUCCGACUUAAAUGCAACGUACAACUGCAGGAACGACAACGAUGUGGUGAUCCUCGUUGAGCAUACUGGUCAGGGUGGUCAAACUGGUCAGGCUUGUCACAGCGAAGUGGUCGCGCAAAACGGCGUUAUGUUGUUGCCUCUCACUUUGAAUGGCCAUAAGGAAAUUAUUUCAAAUGGUUACUGCGGAGAGGAUCCCUGCAAUGGAAGUAGCCCACCCAAUCAGGUGAGACCAUUACAUCUAUCUGAACAAAAUCUUGCCACUCGUUCUAAUAGGGGAGGCCUCCUAAAUGGGAAAGAUGCACCUGCGAACAUUUCCGCCCAAAGUGGAGAAUGCCAAAUGGAAGGAGAAACCCUGAGGAAACGUAACCGGAGUGACACUACGGGGAUGCAUACUAUCGACAUUGUAGUGGAUAGGACGAGGUUAUUGUCCCUGUCAAAGGAGAAUGGCCCAAAGGAAGAUUCCCCCAUGGAUGGAACAAUGAAGGGGAGACAGCGCACCACAAGAAUAAGGGGACAGAAAGGAAAAAUGAUAAUUGAAGAUCAGCCGGUAAACGGAGAGAGAUCCACGAACUGUACCUCUGGGAAAACCCUCAGCCGAGGGGGCAAAAGGGGUAGGGGGGCUAUUUUAAAACCACUUAAUGGAUAG